GUCUGGGAUAGGCUAUGGAAUUACUUUUAUGUCGGAAGGGAGACGACAAAUACUGUACYUUGUUGGAUUGACAACACUGUUGGGCAGGUAGCCUAAAUCAGUUGCAUAUCUAGGCUACAUUCAGUUGAACAUGUUUAGGCAUGUGCGGUUGCGAACACCGUUGUCUGUGGCCGCUGGCCAGUCUGUCAUUUCCGCGACAGUUCAGUAAGCAGUUUCUAAUGUAGCCCAGCCUACAGUUUUUGUAAGGAAGUAGCCCAUAUGAUUCGUUUUCAGCAAACUACACGAAUACUGGAGACUGAUCACUUUCCAGGCUCACUGGCUGUCCGUCAUGAAGAAGCGAGCCAAUAAGGUGUUGGAGCCGGAUGAGCCUCUGUGCUGCUGUGAGUUUGUGGACCGUCAGGGGGAGCGGAGCCAUGUGGCAGCCUGCUGCUGUGACUGUGAGGACCUGGACGAUGCCUGUGACAGAUGGUUGAAAAAAGAGCCCCAGAAGGCCAACUCACUGUCCCAUCUGGUUACUGUGAUGACCGACCGCCUCCGUGUUCCCUGGUUCUGGGGUGGAGCCCGGCGUGUCGACCUAUCGGUGCUCCCCCCGCUGCUCCUACUUCCUGUCCUCCUACACGUCGCAGCCCUUCACUUCCUGUUGGGUAUAGUUGUUCUGACUGCUCUACCGGUCCUGGUUCUAUGGUACUACUACGUCACCCACCGCAAGAAGAGUCGGACCCUGUUCUUCCUCAGCCUGGUCCUGUUCUCCCUGGGCUACAUGUACUACCUCUUCCUCACCGAGAUCUUCCUCAGGGGGGGUGUAGGGCUGACCCAGUUGGGCACAGUGACCCUGGGGGUGGCCCUGACUCUGGCCGCCCUUGUCCACACCAAGAGAGAACCUCGCUAUGUAUGGCCACACCCGGCUGACGUCCACAGCACAGUGACCUAUCACAGCCCUCCACCGGACAGAGACCCCGGCCACAACGGGGUCGGGCAGGAAGUAAUGCUAGCCAAUCGGGGUAGUGGGUCAGAGCAGCAGGGCCAGGGGGUGGAGCAGAUGGAUAGUGGGCGGAGCAGGAACUGGUGCUCUGUGUGCMGGGUUUUGCGGCCCCCCAGGGCGGGACACUGCAGGAUCUGUGACAUCUGUGUCCUGAGGMUGGACCACCACUGUGUCUGGAUAAACAGCUGUGUGGGCCAGUCCAAUCACCGCRGCUUCCUGUUGACACUCCUCCUCUUCCUGUUGACCUCUCUGUAUGGGAUCAGUCUGGUGCUGCGCAGCGUGUGUCCUCAACAGAACCUUGUCACCGCUCUGGUCUACUGCCCUGGCGUCUACAACCAGCACAGUUCAGCGCUGUGUUUCACCUGUGCGUGGUAUAGCUGCAUAGUGACUGGCGGACUACUACACCUGCUGGUCCAGCAGCUCAUCAAUGUCAGCUACAAUGUGACGGAGCGAGAGGCGCGCACCGCUCUCCGAGACAAGACUGCCCACAGUCUCUACUGGGGCCUUGUCGUUGACACAGGAGUCUACUCACAUGGUUUCCGUGGCAACUGGGCAGAGUUCCUGACCAUGGGAGAAGGCCCGGGCACCCCCUGGCCCAGCCUCACUGACCUGGUGUAGCUGACCAUUGGAGAAGGCCCGGAUGUCCCUUGACCCAGCUGACCUUGGGAGAAGGCCCGUGCGAACCCCUGGCCCAGCUAAACUUGGGAGAAGGCCCGGACACCUCCUGGCCCAGCCUCACUGACCUGGUGUGCGUUCAUCAAGGAAAAUAGUUUGCGAACAUUGGCUAAUGUUAGCUAACAUAUUCCAUUUGUUUUAUGUUAGCCACAACCAUUCGCUAACGUUAGCUAACAGUCGGAGAAGGUAGUGUGCGGUGAACGUAAGUGUCGGUUUCAGGUCUUAACUGCCGCUAAAAAGAAUCAAGUGGCCAUGUAGACUUUCUACUAUAUUUAGUAGGAGUAGCUAAGUCAUUUUUAGUUUGAAUACAGUCGCUAAAAAGUCACAGUAAUCCUGACAAAAAGUAGCUGGUUGAAGUUUCACUGUAACAUUUUGGAAUAUCUAUUCAACUCAAAUUGUUACUCUGGCAACAUGUUCACCGCAAACAGAAGCUUUGUUGAACUCUCCUCUGGUGUAGCUGAGCUGCUCAACACCAUAAUGGCAUCGUUGCAUGCUGACCACAUCGCUCGUGCGCAUGUUGAUGUUGUCCACCCACACCAGAUGCGAUCAGGACACGGAGGUUGAAAUAUCAAGUAAUCGCUCCCCCAGUUUUCUUCUCUGGACUUUAUAUGGUGGUUGGCAACCAACUUCAAGGUCCUUUUCCACUACCGCUGGAUCUCAGUUCAUCUUUCAGUCACCCAGUGGAUAUAUGCUCCUAAAAACCAAUGAGGUGGGAUUCAUCAAGCGUCAC
This is a messenger RNA of Salvelinus sp. IW2-2015, 2387 nucleotides long. RefSeq names its product palmitoyltransferase ZDHHC23-B-like. NCBI's taxonomy places the organism in Eukaryota, Metazoa, Chordata, Actinopteri, Salmoniformes, Salmonidae. Gene Ontology annotation, molecular function: palmitoyltransferase activity. The record is from RefSeq and is a predicted model, not a curated record.